Molecule: messenger RNA, 705 nt
Organism: Geodia barretti
Lineage: Eukaryota; Metazoa; Porifera; Demospongiae; Tetractinellida; Geodiidae
Source: the annotation of a GenBank genome assembly
AUGCUUGCCAUAGUUGCACCCAUGGCCACGGAAAUUGCCGGCGUCCGCCGGGCGAUACUCGACCCGCAGGGUAAGGGCGUGAUGACGCGCGUCACGGGAGUCGGGAGACAGAGCACCGAGGCGAGCGUCACGGCCCUGGCGGCACGAUCGCCGGAGGCGAUCCUCAUGAUCGGGUUUUGCGGCGGCGCUGAUCCGGAGCUCCUUACCGGAGACCUACACUUGGCCGACGUGUUUCUGUCCGCGGAACGUAUGGAACCCAUUGCCGCCGACCCAGGGAUCGCCAAUAGGCUGGAAGCAUGGGCCGACGGGCACGAAACCCGCGUGGUGCAUGGCCCGUCCGUGACGGUUGGCGCUGUAGCCAACUCGAAGGUCAAAUCCGCACUGCACGCGGCGACCGGAGCAAUGACGGUCAACAUGGAAGACUAUUGGGCUGCGACUACGGCAGCCGCUUACGGAAUUCCGUUCGCGUCGCUCCGGGCGGUGCUGGAUACCGCAGGGGACGAGUUGCCAGAUUACCUCGGUGACGUCGGUGACGGGCUUGUCAAUGUGCUGGGCGGCGUAGCCAGGCAUCCCGGGAGAGUGGCGAGUUUGUUGCGGCUGGCCCGGAUGGCACGGGUGGCACAGAACCGCCUGGCCCAUUGCGUACCCGGCUUGUUGGAAGCGCCGCCUGUACUACCCGCCGGGAUGGGUCCGUUGAUCCGAUGA